Molecule: messenger RNA, 1689 nt
Organism: Cylicocyclus nassatus
Lineage: Eukaryota; Metazoa; Nematoda; Chromadorea; Rhabditida; Strongylidae
Source: the annotation of a GenBank genome assembly
AGGCAAAAAUGGCAAGCAGGAAAUCAAGUACCAGGAUUGACAUGCAUUCGUAUGCCAAGGAGAGGAACGUGUAUGAAGAUGUUCCUGAAGCACCGACAUCUGGAAUGGAAGGGAGUAUUGUCUCCUCCUUGCGAACCCACGGAUUCGUUACUAGGUAUCCGACUGCUAACCUCUCAUUUCGACGUAGUAGACAAGAAUAUGAGGCGUCAUUUCAACGCGAACAAAGUCAAGAUAUGCUCGCAGUCGUUGGUGGAAGGAGUGCCGAUGCAGUCACAUACGAUAUACCCUCAACGUCAUCUUCAGCUGAUGAAGAACAUCGAACGCAUCAAAUGAACUACAGCAAAAGUAGAUUAGGAGAUAAUUCCCUCCCGACAGCUGGUAACAGAAGAAUCUGGCGGGUCAGCAGCAAUGAAGCUCCGAGAAAGCUGACAUCUCAGGAGGAUGUGAAGAAAUACAGUUGUUCUCGGUGUGGUAGAGGACCGAUGAAACGUUGCCAUUUAUACGCCCAUUAUCGCAACGUUCAUCAUAUCAAAAAAGAGGAACUUGAAGCCAUAAAGAAGGAGAUUGGGAGAGCAUCCAAGGUAGACCGAAGGUCAUUUGCAUGCAGUGUCUGUGGAGGACAGUUUUAUUCCCGCAGCGGCCUUUGGUUGCACAACAAGAAAGUGCACCAGCUUGCUGUUAAAGGAACAAUCACAUGUCCCGCUUGUUCGAAAAAAUUGCACACCGUGGAAGAGUUGGCAGUGCAUUGCAAUUCCGAGCAUGAUCGUGGGAAUAGCGCGCAUGGCACCUUCGCUGUAAGAAGUGGAACCUUUGCGAGCCGCACUGAAUUUGAGACGUGGUUGAACGAUGUUGAGAAUAUCACUUGUACAAAUUUCUCAACUCGAACAUCUCGGUGCACUCCGCAUGGAAAGAUAGUGUAUCUGCGCUGCAGAUUCUCGGGAGGGACUGGAGCCGUCGUUGAUCCCAAGGUUCUCAAGCGGGCAUACAGAACAAGUGUAAAAGUUCAUCGGGACUGCCCCGCUUUUCUCAAGGUUUUUGAAGACACUCAAGGCUUUGUUCACUACAAAUAUUGCGCAGGUCAUCUGGGACACAAAAUAACAACAGAAGCUCUUCGAACACCUGCGAACGAUGUACAGCACAGAAGGCUGUUAAAGCUUCCUACAGAGCUCAUCCAUCAUCGACAGUUCGUGAGAGAUGACGUCCCCGAGGAAUGCGAAACUAUGUCUCCGGCUUCACCAUCUACGUUUGAAAAUUGCUCUUCCGGCGAUCCGCUCAGUAGGGUGGAGGAUGAGUUCAACCAACUUGACGCUGUGGUCGCUCAAAUGGUGGAGGAAAUGAAAAGGAAAAAAUGGAAGAAAUCUCCCAAGGAAGUACCAAAGUUCACCAGACAGAAGAGUCAACUUGCAGAUCAGUGGUAUAAAGUUUCGAACCAGAAAGGAAGGAUUCAACACGAAAACGAGUUAACAUCUUCGCAUUCAUAUAUCCAUAGUAUGCUUCUCGAAAGAAGAGUUUUUUCCGACUACCUUCUCAUAUGUAACACUCCAGUGUCUAUAGAAAUAUCUUGCACUGUUGCAUAUUCUACUGCUGUUUUCUAGACUCGAAAAUUUUUUCGACGCUAUUCCAGUGUCUGGGCCCAAAAUUUUUUGCAUGGAUUUCGCUCAAACUUGGUCUAGGGGGUUUAUCCGAUCC